Messenger RNA from Nezara viridula (southern green stink bug), 2223 nucleotides. NCBI's taxonomy places the organism in Eukaryota, Metazoa, Arthropoda, Insecta, Hemiptera, Pentatomidae. The record is from the annotation of a GenBank genome assembly.
GUUGACUUCGCGCUUUGUUUUGUUAAAGCAUUGAUGGAUAUUUUUCGGGAAAACUGCUAUUUUUAAAUUCAUAAGACGGUACUUUUUAUUUGUGUUAUUGGUAGUAGUGACAUUAUAUCAUUACCCUCGUCUUGCUGGAGAAGUCUCCAUUGAUCUGGAGAACUGUAUUUUCUGUCUGAUUCUUGCCUUAAACUUCUAGUAUUGUUAAAAAUGGAAAACUGUCCACCGCAGAAGUCGGGUGCUCUAGCUACCAUAAACAGCUGGUUUUCGUUUACCACUCCAGCUGUAAAAAAACUCCUAGGAUGGAAACAAAGCGAUGAAGAAGAAAAGUGGGCUGAGAGAGCCGUAGAUGCUUUGGUUAAGAAGUUGAAGAAAAAUAAAGGAGCAUUAGAAGAACUUGAAAAGGCAUUGAGUUGUCCUGGACAGCCCACCAAUUGUGUUACGAUUCCUAGGAGCCUUGAUGGUAGAUUGCAGGUUUCACAUAGAAAAGCAUUGCCUCAUGUUAUAUAUUGCCGUGUUUGGCGUUGGCCAGAUUUGCAGUCGCAUCAUGAGUUGAAGCCAAUGGAACACUGCCGAUAUCCGUUUUCAUCGAAGCAGAAAGAUAUUUGUAUAAACCCAUAUCACUAUAAGAGGAUUGAAAGUCCAGUUUUGCCACCAGUGCUCGUUCCACGCCAAUCGGAAUUCGCACCUGGCCAUUCAAUGCUACUUCCGUUUCAACAAGUACCUGAACCGUCGAUGCCUCAGAACGUCAGCUACAGCAAUAGCGGCUUCAGUGGGCCCGCUGGCCCACCUUCGCCCAUGAGUAGCAUCAGUAGCAUUAUGAGCCCAAGCUCUUCUCCUCAGAGUCAGUACUCCGAAGGCGUUGCAGAUUUCGGAAACUGCCAGACAUAUUCCAAUCCAAAUGCGAUGGAUACGGCCCCUGCUUCCGGAGCCUCGGCCAUUUCAUAUCAGGAGCCGCCAUUUUGGGCUACUGUCGCUUACUAUGAACUCAAUUGUCGGGUAGGCGAAGCAUUCCAUUGCCAGACCCGCUCAGUAGUCAUCGAUGGAUUCACAAAUCCAGGUUCGGUUAUGAAUAAUAGAUUCUGCCUAGGCCAGGUGCCGAAUGUUAAUCGUAAUGCCGCAAUCGAGAACACGAGGAGGCAUAUUGGUAGAGGAGUACAUUUAUAUUACGUCGGCGGAGAGGUAUAUGCCGAAUGCCUGUCAGACGCUGCCAUAUUCAUACAGUCUAGAAACUGUAACGUUCACCAUGGGUUCCAUCACUCGACCGUCUGCAAGAUCCCACCAGGUUGUUCUUUAAGGAUAUUUAGUAAUCAGCAGUUUGCUCAACUUCUUUCAGAGAGCGUGCGGCAUGGGUUUGAUGCUGUGUAUGAACUCACUAAAAUGUGCACGAUAAGGAUGUCCUUCGUGAAAGGAUGGGGUGCAGAGUAUCUGCGACAAGAUGUGACUUCGACACCAUGUUGGGUCGAAAUUCAUCUCCAUGGGCCACUUCACUGGUUGGAUCAAGUUCUCAGCCAAAUGGGUUCUCCGCACAACCCGAUAUCAUCAGUAUCAUGAUUCUGAGAGCAUCUGACAUGGGUUCGAUGCCCUUUACGUACUCGCCAAAAUGUGCGCAAUAAGUGAGAAUCGCACAAAAAUCAGUUGGAGAGACUGAACAGUUGGUUUCAUUUAUAACCUCUGCCGUUAAAAACAACCAGGAUGGAAACACAAGAACAAAAGUUGACCUAAGAGAGCUCAAGAUACUUUAAAUAAGAAGUAAUAAGUGAAGGAAGAAAAGUUGAGUAGCAUUAAGGUUUGAAAAGACAUUGAGUUGUCUUGGACGACCUGGCCUAAAUGGUAGAAAGCUGGAUAUGAUUUAUUCAGGAUUGUGAGCUUAUAUGAUAAAGACACUAAACAUUCAUAUAUAUAUAUUAUAUAUAUGAUUCUGCAGGAUGUCCUUCGUGAAAGUAUUAAGUCCAGGGUGUCUCGGACAAGAUGAGACUUCAGCAGCUUAUUGGAUUGAAAUAAUCUCCUACAACCACUUCAUUGAUUGGACCAAUUUUGAUGUUGAACAUCAUAACCGAAUUUCAUCAGGAUCAUUAAUAAUAAUCUUUAAUAUAUUGUAAAUAUGAAUACAAUUUGACUAAUACAGUUCUAUUAAUAUAUAUUUAUAUUAUAGCAUGUUAUUGUAUUUAUUCAAUUUUUUAUUGUUAAAAUUAACAGUGAUUUAACUAUUCAAAAGGUUAA